AUGGCCGCAUCCUUGGAUCUUGUCAACCAAUCCUUUGUCAAUGAACUCUCGAAAGGAACCCCUCUAUACGAAAAGACCCCAACAGAAGCACGCCAAAUCCUCGAGGAUGUCCAGAAACACACACCAGCGUCUGAUGUCACCCAAGAAGAGUUCAAGAUCCCCUAUGAGUCCUACAAUGUGAAGACAAUUAUAUUCAGACCAACAGAUGCCAGCGGUUAUCUGCCUACUAUCUUCUACACGCAUGGAGGUGGCUGGAUCCUGGGAAGCCCCACUGUUCACGGAUCUUUGAUGGAAGACCUUGCGCGACAAACCAGCGCAGCUGUAGUAUUCCCAUACUAUAGCCCUGCCCCUGAGAAGCAGUAUCCUACUCAAUUUGAGCAAUCAUUCGCGGUGUUGAAGUAUAUUGUUGAGAAUGGGGAGAAGCAUGGCUUGAAGACGGAUACGCUCGCUCUGGCUGGUGAUAGUGUUGGCGGCCACAUGGCCAUCGCAAUGGUCCAACUAGCCCACACCCGCGACUUACCCAUCAAGCUGUGCCAACUGAUCCUCUUCUAUCCGGUCACCGACACAGCAGAGAAAAGUGCCACAUAUACAAUCUACAAGGACGGUCCUUACCUCACCGAACGCACGAUGGACUGGAUGAUAGGUGCCUUUCUACCGAACGAGGAGGACAGACGUAAUGCGCUUACGUCGCCAUUGAAGUAUGCAUCGGAUGAAGAGCUAUCCAAGUUUCCUCCAACCACUAUCUUUCUGUCGGGUGCGGAUCCCCUUAUUGGAGAGGGUCGGGCUUUCGGGUUGAGGUUGCAGAAGGCUGGAGUUGAGACUGCCUUUUUGACGGCUGAUGGGCAGAUUCAUGAUUAUGUUAUGCUUGAGCCUAUUCGGGGGACGGCGACUGCUAAAGCUGUUGUUAAUCUGGCUGCGCUGCAUUUGAAGAGGGCAUUGGAUGUGUGA
Penicillium arizonense is the source of this 948-nucleotide messenger RNA. Its product is annotated as alpha/beta hydrolase. The record is from RefSeq and is a predicted model, not a curated record. The transcript is spliced from 3 exons. The coding region runs from base 1 to 948 and encodes 315 amino acids. Gene Ontology annotation, molecular function: hydrolase activity. NCBI's taxonomy places the organism in Eukaryota, Fungi, Ascomycota, Eurotiomycetes, Eurotiales, Aspergillaceae.